This is a messenger RNA of Neopelma chrysocephalum (saffron-crested tyrant-manakin), 549 nucleotides long. Its product is annotated as phospholipid-metabolizing enzyme A-C1-like. Gene Ontology annotation, molecular function: A2-type glycerophospholipase activity; glycerophospholipid phospholipase A1 activity. The annotation marks the transcript as partial. The transcript is spliced from 3 exons. Gene Ontology annotation, biological process: N-acylphosphatidylethanolamine metabolic process. Lineage: Eukaryota; Metazoa; Chordata; Aves; Passeriformes; Pipridae. Gene Ontology annotation, cellular component: cytoplasm. The record is from RefSeq and is a predicted model, not a curated record.
AUGGCGAGUGGCAAGCAGGAUCCCAAACCUGGGGACCUGAUCGAGAUCAAGCGACCACUUUAUGAACACUGGGCCCUCUACUUGGAGGAUGAGUAUGUCAUCCACGUGACGUGCGAAGAUAAAGGGAUCCAACGCCUUUCCCCCAGCGGUGUGGCAAUAGUGGCCAAAACGGCCAAGGUGAAGAAGCAGCUCCUAAAGGAGGUGGUGGGAGAUAAUGACUGGGAGGUCAACAACAAGUAUGACCGCUCCCGCACUCCCCUCCCAGUGGAGGAGAUCAUCCGGCGUGCUAAGAGUUACAUUGACAUGGAGGUGACCUAUAAAGUGCUUGGCAAAAACUGUGAGCACUUUGUGACAAUGCUCCGCUAUGGUGAGAGUGUCUCUGACCAGGCCAGGAGUGCAAUUGAAGAGAUGAAGGAUGUCACUUAUCAAGCAGUCAGUGUUCUAAUUGGUGGUAGUGGGGUUGUAGCUCUGACUGCUGUUGGUGUUGCUCCUGCUGCUGCUGUUGGUGUUGCUGUUGGUGCUGCUACUGUUGGUACUGCUUUGGGUGCG